Messenger RNA from Prunus armeniaca (apricot), 204 nucleotides. NCBI's taxonomy places the organism in Eukaryota, Viridiplantae, Streptophyta, Magnoliopsida, Rosales, Rosaceae. The record is from the annotation of a GenBank genome assembly.
AUGAGGAUCACGAGGAAAGGCACUCCGCUACUCACUCUCGAAGAGACGGUUCUCGUCGACAAGCUACGGAGAAUCUUUCACAAGCGCAGUCCACCCACACGUCGCCUAGGCAGCGCAGACGAGAUGGUCGACCCUCGCAGACCCACGAAGAGGUCAAUCAGCGUCGCCAACGAGACCAACCAGCAUUGUGUGUGGAGGACGUAG